AUGGGGUUGCCUGAUGUGGAGACUCCCCUGGUUCCGCUCUCUCUAAGUCUGCCACCCCUCAGGAAAUCGGCUAAUCUCACUGAGGCUGAGGCACGGCAAGCUUUGGGUCGGCUUCACGAGUUUUCGUACUAUCCAAUCCCACAAGUGCUUGAGUUGGAAUCAUUCGGCCACAAUCAGGACGCAUCCGCGCCAGACUCUGGUUAUACAUCCGAAAAUGAUGCUGAUGAGGCAUCCAAAGCGGACAAGGCAAUCCCUCUGUAUUUGGACCCUAUAGAACGCGACUUCGCCGUUCGCUGGCUCACCGGAUUUAUUGGACAAGCCGGGGAGUUCUCUCUGAGCGAUGACACGCGUGACGAGUUUGUGGAUGCGGCGUGUUCGGUACUGUCACAUUUGACAUCUACCGAAGAUGGCUCCAAUACGCCAGAUGACGAUCCCGGCAUGACGCGCCGAUUCCAAUUCUCGACUAGCAACAGCCCAAAACCAUUUGUGGUUGAUCUUUACGAUACUCCCAUGCAAACUGGUGAAGAUCACACUGAUGUUGGCUUGCAAACUUGGGGAGCAUCCAUCGCGUUCUCUCAGAUGUUUUGCGAUACGCCCAUGGAUUUUCUGUCGAACACGCCGACACUUGAUUCCUCCAUACGAAUCGUUGAGCUUGGCGCUGGGACAGGUCUUGUCAGUCUGGUACUUGCAAGCCUUUUGCCCUCGAUAUCCGAUUCACUGCCGUCUAUUGUUGCGACGGACUACCAUCCUACCGUAUUAAAGAACUUGGAAAAGAAUGUGGCUUCCCAUUGCAAAGAAGGAUCUACGGCAGUGGUGCAGGUAGCUCAUCUUGAUUGGUGCGCGCCCACGCGGCAGCCUCCCCUAGAUGUACCUGCAGACAUCAUUGUGGCAGCAGAUGUUGUCUAUGCUGCAGAGCACGCUCGAUGGCUUCGGCAUUGCGCUACUUAUUUACUCGCGCCAAACGGUGUCUUUUGGUUGAUGGUUUCCAUCAGACCUAAUGGCAAGUUUGCCGGCGUUUGUGAUUCGAUACAGGCUAUAUUCGCUGAGCCAGACGCAUCUGGUGUUAAUGGCUGCCGGCAUCUGAAGAUUCUGGACCACCAGUGGAUAGACAAGAAGGACAACAUUGGACGAGCCGACGAAAUUGGUUAUAAACUCUUCAAGAUUGGAUGGGCGUGA
This is a messenger RNA of Trichoderma virens Gv29-8, 1176 nucleotides long. RefSeq lists its product as uncharacterized. The record is from RefSeq and is a predicted model, not a curated record. NCBI's taxonomy places the organism in Eukaryota, Fungi, Ascomycota, Sordariomycetes, Hypocreales, Hypocreaceae. Bases 1 to 1176 code for a protein of 391 amino acids. The transcript has a single exon.